AUGAAUUUUUAAGAAGAAAAUGAAUCAAAUUCAGACAUUAUUGAUAAAACAAACAAAGAAAGUAUUGAUUUACUUAAAUAGUUUGGGAUGAUAGACGAUGAAGGGAAUAGAGUUAAUAAAAAUCACUUAAUUUGUCAAGAGCAUAAAAGGAAAAUAGAAUUUGUUUAAUUUUUAGAUGUUUCUUAAUCAUAUAAGUUUAUGUGUUCAAAAUGCUUUUAAGAUCACCCUAAUAAAGAAAGAGGAAUUUUAACACUUGAUGAAUAUAUUGAUUGCAUGAUAGAAAUGGAGAAAAGACUUCUUGCUGAACGACAGCAAGUAGUGAAUGAAAGAGCAAAUCAGUUGAGAAGGGCAAUUAAAAAAAUUGAAAAUUCUCUAUAAAAUAUGGAAAGAGAAGAAUUAGAUGAUAUAGAAAAAUAAAUAAAUAGCAUUUAAAUUAAAUUUAAUGAUAAAAACAAAUUAGAAGUGUUGGAAAAGAGCAAUCAAGCCAAUAUUUAGCAAAGAAUUUAAAAGGAUUUGCUAGAAAAAGAAUGCUAGUUUAUAAAAAUGUAAGAGAAAACUUAACAUACUUUAUAACUCAUUCAACAAUCAGAGUACGACUUAUCAAAUCUAUAAGGAAUUAUAAUAUAUUAGGAUAAUCUGUUUGAAAUAGCUUAGAGGUAAUAAAAGUUGAUGAAAGAUAGGUAGAUGAAUAACGAAUAAGAAAAUAGUUUAAAUAUUAAUUAAGAUGAUGAAGAAGAAGCCCAACCAGAACUAGAUGCUGGCAUAUUUUACUCUUCUUUUUUAUCUGAUUUAGAAAAUGGCAAAGUAAUAGUUUCUUUUGUUAAGCUUUCAAGCAAUUUAAUUGUUUUCAGCAAUAAUAAAACAAUUUACUACUAUGACUUAGCCAAAAAAUAAAUAGUUAAUUAGCUUUAGUUUAAGGGAAAUGUCUUUAUUAUGAAACUUGAUAAAAUUUCUGAGAAUAAAAUAGCUUUACUGCUUUACACUGAAUUAAGAGACACAAAUUUACCUGGCGUAAUUGUAUUUGACUUUGAAAUCUAUGUAAUUGAAAGGGUAUUUGACAAUUUAAGAAAAGAAAGAAUAAAUAUUCCAGAUAAAUUUUAAGUCUACAAAGAUAUCUUUUGUGUAAAAAAUUCGUCAUUGCUCGUCGUAGUUUUAGAAGAUGCAAGUUUAAUUAUUUUAAACACUAAGAAUAGCAAACUAGUAGCUUAAUUCAAAGGAAAUAUAGAUCAGACCUUAUUUCCUUUUUAGGGCAUAGUGAGUUGCACAAUGCUCUAUAAUUUUACUCUAGAUAAUAUUUUUUACAAAUCUAUUAUUGUACUCAACCUUAUUGAUGGAACCUAUGGCUUUUGGGAUUAUGCCUCGAAUAAAUUUAUUUAAAAGAAUUUUUAUCAAAGCGUGGUUUAAAAAAUGUACACCUAAUGUGUAGCUUUAAAUAUAAAUGAGGCUUUUAGUACCUAAAUGAGAUUAAGAAACCCUAAAGAUUAAAGUAAAUAACAAUAUUUAAUGAUGAUAUCAGGAAAGCAUAAUGAGACAUUUUUUUAGAGAGAUUAUGAUGGACAAAUUGAAAUAAAACUAAAUUUCUAAAUGCUUUAACACUUCGAUUUGUUUUAUAAUAAAUCAGCUGUGCCGUUUUAUAACUAAAAUACAAUUUUUUUCUAUGAUUUUAUAGAUAAAAAAAGGUUAAAAACUAUUCCUAUAUCUUGCCAAACUUUGUAGGGGCAAUAGCAAGCUUAAAAUCACUUUGAAAUUUAUUUAAAUUAUCCGAAUAUUUCGUUCUAAAUAUAAUAUGAUUUUUAGAUUUUAACAUCAUAGAAUAUUAGAUAUUAAGCUUUUUAAACAAAUAAUUAACAAUAAAAUUCUUUAAAUUUGACAAGAAGAACUAGCAGCAUGCAAAGUGAAUUUAACAAUCAAAAUGUUUAGACUUUGUUUUCAUCAUAAAAUUUAUCCAACUAGAAUAGACCAAGUAGUCAACAGAACAAUAUUUCAUAAUAAAAUAACUCUUUUUCUCAAACAUGGGAUUAACAGCUCUAAAUAUUUUAACAGAGUCAAAGAAACAUAAGUUAAACUCCAUUUUACCAAAAUAAUAGAUAAAAUUCAAACUAUUUAAACAACACAAGGUCUUUUGAUAGUAAUUUAUUCUAAGUUAUGAACUAACAAACUAACUAAAAUAAUCAAUAAAGUAAUGUAUCAAGUGAAAAUUAAGAAUUUAAAGUAAAUAACACAAUUAAAAAUAAACAAAUGGAUGUAUGUCCUGUUGCAAUAAUAAACUGCUUUGAAUAUAUCAUUUUAAUAUUUCCUAAUGGAACAAUCUAAUAUAUUAGAUGA
This is a messenger RNA of Tetrahymena thermophila SB210, 2325 nucleotides long. RefSeq lists its product as hypothetical. The transcript has a single exon. The record is from RefSeq and is a predicted model, not a curated record. Gene Ontology annotation, molecular function: protein binding. NCBI's taxonomy places the organism in Eukaryota, Ciliophora, Oligohymenophorea, Hymenostomatida, Tetrahymenidae.